Verruconis gallopava is the source of this 2244-nucleotide messenger RNA. RefSeq names its product woronin body major protein. The transcript has 2 exons. Lineage: Eukaryota; Fungi; Ascomycota; Dothideomycetes; Venturiales; Sympoventuriaceae. Bases 1073 to 1777 code for a protein of 234 amino acids. Gene Ontology annotation, molecular function: RNA binding; translation elongation factor activity; ribosome binding. The record is from RefSeq and is a predicted model, not a curated record. Gene Ontology annotation, biological process: positive regulation of translational elongation; positive regulation of translational termination.
CCUCUCUCGACCACACGUACGUACCCAUCAUUCUCCUCCCUUCCUCCUCUUCUUCACUCGGCCUUUUUCUACCCAACCCGCCUGCUGACCGCAUUCUUGCAACUCCAAUUGCAACUUUGCACGUCGUGUGCCGGCCGUCUUCAUCACUCGUGCACAGCGCACAUCUUGCUUGCUCACGCAGCCCUCACGCUUCUGCACCCUCUGCUCCCCAAGCUGGCGAGUUGAAAGCUCACGGCUUCGCCCACCAGCUCCUCUGAAUCUUCUUUGCACCUCGCUUCAGGAGCCAAGAAGUUCUUUCUUGUCUUCCUCUUGAACAGUUCUCGAACAGUUCGAGGGGUUUGCAAGAAGGAACGCCGCGACUCCAGGCAACCUGGACUUUGACGCCCGCGUCCCCAUCCCCUUCAGUGUCUUCCCGUCCUCGUAUCGGAGUGACGCUGUCACAGAAACUUCCAAAGUCAAGGUAGAGGGUGAAGUCGACCUACCUGAGAAGACUUCGCGCGUCGGACGGGAAGGUCACGAAACCCGCAUCACAUCCACCCGCAUCACCACCUCAGAGCGCGACGACUUCGCUCCCGCGGACCAGCAGCAGCCGCCACGCGUCAGAGAGCCGUUCCAGCCGCACGAAGAGCGACCCCAGGGCUCGUUCAGACGCGAGGAAGAAGUCCGCAUCUACGACCGCGAACGAGAGCCCGCAGACACUCGUGAACGAGUUUCUCGCCGCGUCGAGGUCACCCGCGAACGCGACAGCUACUCUGAGCCCUACACCCGCUACGCCGAAGCUCAGCUCGACGUAAAGGACAGAUCCUACACACAGGAACGCGUCUACGAUCGUGAAGGUCGUGUCGUCGGUGGUCGAGCCCCAGCUUUCGAGCAGACCCUCGACAGGACCGAACGCCAGUUCCGUGAACACACCGUUCCCAUCGCCGGUGCCACCGCCCGUGACUUCUACGAAGACACAGGCUCCCGCUUCGGAGGUUCCACUGCCGAGUUCCCACGAGCUCAGGCAGCCGAAGAGGUUCGAGUAGAGCGCACUACUCGAACAACCGUCGACGCUCCAAAGUACAAGCGUGACAUGGGAUAUUACGACGACGAAGGCCAGUAUCACUCCUUCCGCCGUGGUGUUCAACGCGUAGCCGAACGCAUCGCCCACCCGAUCCACGGCCCGUCCCUCCGACACCACCACCACCACCAGGACCACCACGACAAGCACGACUCAUCCGUUCGUGAGGAAGUAGUCGUCAAGGACGAACAAGUCACCGUCUCUGCUCCCCGCGAAGAACGCAUCACCAUCACUCGCAGCCGUCCAGCCCCAUCCCGCGACAUGGCUACCCUCAACACCGUCACCAUCCCAUGCCACCACAUCCGCAUCGGCGAUCUCCUGAUCCUUCAGGGCCGCCCUUGCCAGGUCAUCCGCAUCACCACUUCUGCCCAGACUGGCCAGCACCGUUACCUCGGUGUCGACCUGUUCACCAAGCAGCUCCAUGAGGAGAGCAGCUUCAUCUCCAACCCUGCUCCAUCCGUCAUCGUCCAGAACAUGCUCGGUCCUGUGUUCAAGCAGUACCGUGUCCUCGACAUCCGUGACGACGGCCGCGUCGUCGCCAUGACUGAGGGUGGUGACGUCAAGCAGGGCAUCCCUGUCCUCGACCAGAGCAACUUGCUGGAGCGCAUCACCGAAAGCUUCGACUCUGGCCGUGGCGCGAUUCGCGUCCUCGUCAUCAACGACGCCGGUCGCGAGCUCGUCGUCGACUACAAGGUCGUCCACGGCUCAAGACUGUAGAUACAUUCAUGUGCGUUGGUUUGUCUGACAGUGUCGUCGGUCAGUCGAUCAUCCCGCUAACGAGAGGUGAUUGCCAGAUCGAAGAGUUUGAUGUCCGGCGCUUGGUGCGAAGGUCCUAAGCCUUAGAAGCUUCCUUGGCACCGGGCUUGAAGUCUUUUUCCGUUAUGGAAAAACGCACUCGGGCUGUUCUUACCUGUUGUUGACAUCGGACUAAAGAGACGUCAAAAAAAUUUUGUAGACACCCUGGGAUCAUAAUGGGCGUUUUUCACAAUAUUGGGACAAUUUGUUUCUGGCGUGUUUGGACAUCUCUACCAAUGAACGACACCGCUUGACAAAGAUGUCGCCAUCCUCUUUAGGUUUGGCAGCGCUUCGUCAUGGGUCUUUGUUGGGGAGAGGGAGUGUGUGUGCGUGGGUGUGUGUGUGUGCAUAGUUAAUGAUAGCGAAUUGCAUCUCCCGUCUUCGAUAAA